Messenger RNA from Closterium sp. Yama58-4, 2010 nucleotides. The record is from the annotation of a GenBank genome assembly. NCBI's taxonomy places the organism in Eukaryota, Viridiplantae, Streptophyta, Zygnematophyceae, Desmidiales, Closteriaceae.
AUGAGCGAUGGCGAGACUAAAGCGACUGAGGUUGAGAGCGGGUCUCAAGGAGCACAGUGGCGAGAGUUCGAUCCACCUUCCUUCCCCGCUGUCGCCGCGACACGUCCUGUGACGGUUCACGCGUUUCCGUCGGGUGGGUACGUGUGGGAAGUGGCGGCGGCAGAGCAGAUUCGACUGGUGCAUGGCAUCGUAGGCACCAUGGCGGGGUGCCUGCCGGGCUUCGCGCUGCAGAACAAGGUCAAGGGCCUGCCGCUGCUGCUGUCGCUGGAAGAGCUCGCCGCAGCCGCGACCAUGGGCGUCGCGAGGCUUCAAGUACAAUCCUCCGGCAAUCACCCCAACGUCAAAGCAAGAAUUCCUCUGUCCGCUGAUCCCCAAAAGUCCAUCGCAUUCAAUCAGUCGCCAAAUCUUGUCCGUUCGCCUUCGAGACCAUCCCCUGUAACACAUCCGGACCUUAACCCUAGCUCUUCACGAAGAUUUCAAGAAGGAUCUCGCCCGAACUCCUCUGGUUGCGAAACUCUCCAUUUACCGCCACCAGCGGGUUCAGUAGCAGCGGCAGGCGUUGUGGCUUCCGUUGACCAGCGCGCUUCGCCUCUCGGGUCGGCAGCAGUAGCGCAUCUCAAUUCGCAUGCCGAAUUCCAAACACACGAGCCGCCGCCGCCGCCGCCGCCGCAGCAGCAGAAUCUGGUGCUGUCUGCAGAAACUCAUGUGCCGCGGGCAAGCGAGAAUAUGGGGGAGCAUGACACGAAAGAGUGCGGAGAGUUGCACCGGAUGGCUGCGUCUUUCUGCUCACACCCGUGCGUGCUCGCCUCUACCUGCCCUCACCAGCCGCCCUGCUCCGUGCCACACGCCCUCCACGCUGCCAGGGAGGCUUCGUUCAGCGAGAAGUUCCGGCUGCCCGUAACAGAGGGGGACGUGCAGGUAGCAGCGGAGUGGCUGGGCGCCAAAGGGUGUGGGGUGCAACGGCAGGGGGAUGGCGACGCUGCUUCGGCUGGGAUGGGGGAAUGCGAUGGAAGUGCUGCAGUGGCGGAUUGUUCUAAGGAGAAGGAUAACGGCGGGAGAGGUAGGGAUCAGACCGGAGGUCAAAGCGGAGGAGCAAUCGGCAGAGAGAGGCAUGAUGAUGACAGGGAAGGAGUGAGCAACGGCAUGAGCGCCACAUCGCCCAGCACUUGCCACACGCGUCCACCGUCUUCCCCCUCCCUGCCCCUCUCCCCACCGCACGCUCGCACCCCGCUGCUCUCCGUGCUCGCAUCCCUCCUCCACAGCAGCAGCCCUGCGGUGCGCCUGCGCUGCCUGGUCUACGCGGACCUCCUCGCCCGCUCCUGCCGCAUGACGUGCGGGCUGAGGUUCGGCGCGCACUGGCUGGUCUACCCGGGGGGCGCGGACCCCUGCGACCUGCACGCGCCCUGCAUGCUGCGCGUGCAGCGGCAGCACGAGGGGCUGUCAGCGCAGCAGCUGCUGGCGGCUGCGCGCGUGGCCAUGGCGUCCAGGAAGAGGCUCGUGCUGGCGACUGCUUCUGAGGAGUUGCUGCAUGGGGAAGGGUUCUGGGAGUGGUUUGUGGAGCGGUAUGGGGCGGUGCAGGUGGAGCGGAGGGGCGGGGAAGAGGGCGAGAGGCUGGUGAGGGGAAGUCUGGAGGAUGGGUUAGGGGGAGCGGAGCAGAGGGGUUUGGUGCCUGUGGGGAAAGAUGUGGAAGCAGGACCUGGAGAAUUUGCCAGGCCAAUUGGAAACAACGGGGUGCGUUUAGAGCAGCGAGGAGUAGAGGCUGGUGAGUGUGGGGCAGCAGAAAGCAGAGGCAUGUGCGGGGGUGAGCAAGGGUGGGAGAAGCAGGACAGGGAACGGGGAGAGUGUGUGAGAGGGGGAAAGUGGGGGGAGUGGGUGGAGUACACGACAAUGGUGACUGACCUGGACUUCCUGCCUUUAGAGCUGCGCACCCAGAACCCCCUCAAGGCCAAGAUGCUGCAGGAAGGACAGCAGGUCGGCGCUCGAAGGAACAGGAAACCUGGUGCUGUGUAA